GUUUCUUUCAUCUCUCCCCUCUUUCAAUUAUCUCCCCCCUGUUUCACUCAUGUCUCCCCUGUUUGUAUAACCUCUCCUCUGUUUCUUUCAUCUCUCCCCUCUUUCUCUCAGCUCCCCCGUGUUUCACUCAUGUCUCCCCUGUUUGUAUAUCCUCUCCUCUGUUUCUUUCAUCUCUCCCAUCGUUCUCUCAUCUCCCCCCUGUUUCACUCAUGUCUCCCCUGCUUGUAUAACCUCUCCUCUGUUUCUUUCAUCUCUCCCCUCUUUCUCUCAUCUCCCCCCUGCUUCACUCAUGUCUCCCCUGCUUGUAUAACCUCUCCUCUGUUUCUUUCAUCUCUCCCCUCUUUCAAUUAUCUCCCCCCUGUUUCACUCAUGUCUCCCCUGUUUGUAUAACCUCUCCUCUGUUUCUUUCAUCUCUCCCGUCUUUCUCUCAUCUCCCCCCUGUUUCACUCAUGUCUCCCCUGCUUGUAUAACCUCUCCUCUGUUUCUUUCAUCUCUCCCCUCUUUCUCUCAUCUCCCCCCUGUUUCACUCAUGUCUCCCCUGUUUGUAAAACCUCUCCUCUGUUUCUUUCAUCUCUCCCCUCUUUCUCUAAUCUCCCCCCUGUUUCACUCAUGACUCCCCUUUUUGUAUAACGUCUCCUCUGUUUCUUUCAUCUCUCCCCUCUUUCUCUCAUCUCCCCCCUGUUUCACUCAUGUGUCCCCUGCUUGUAUAACCUCUCCUCUGUUUCUUGCAUCUCUCCCCUAUUUCUCUCAGCUCCCCCCUGUUUCACUUAUCUCUCCCCUGAUCCUCUUAUCCUCUCCUCUGGUUCAUUCCUCUCUCCCCUGUUUCUUUAAUCUCCCCCCUGUGUCAAUCAUGUCUCCCCUGUUUGUAUAACCUCUCCUCUGUUUCUUUCAUCUCUCCCGUCUUUCUCUCAUCUCCCCCCUGUUUCACUCAUGUCUCCCCUGCUUGUAUAACCUCUCCUCUGUUUCUUUCAUCUCUCCCCUCUUUCUCUCAUCUCCCCCCUGUUUCACUCAUGUCUCCCCUGUUUGUAAAACCUCUCCUCUGUUUCUUUCAUCUCUCCCCUCUUUCUCUAAUCUCCCCCCUGUUUCACUCAUGACUCCCCUUUUUGUAUAACGUCUCCUCUGUUUCUUUCAUCUCUCCCCUCUUUCUCUCAUCUCCCCCCUGUUUCACUCAUGUGUCCCCUGCUUGUAUAACCUCUCCUCUGUUUCUUGCAUCUCUCCCCUAUUUCUCUCAGCUCCCCCCUGUUUCACUUAUCUCUCCCCUGAUCCUCUUAUCCUCUCCUCUGGUUCAUUCCUCUCUCCCCUGUUUCUUUAAUCUCCCCCCUGUUUCAAUCAUGUCUCCCCUGUUUCCCCCCCCUGUUUCACUCAGCUCUCCCCUGUUUCUCUUAUCAUCUCCUCUGGUUCAUUCCUCUCUCCCCUGUUUCUCUAAUCUCCCCCCUGUUUCACUCAUGUCUCCCCUGUUUGUAUAACUUCUCCUCUGUUUCUUUCAUCUCUCCCCUCUUUCUCUCAUCUCCCCCCUGUUUCACUCAUGUCUCCCCUGUUUGUAUAACUUCUCCUCUGUUUCUUUCAUCUCUCCCCUCUUUCUCUCAUCUCCCCCCUGUUUCACUCAUGUCUCCCCUGUUUGUAUAACUUCUCCUCUGUUUCUUUCAUCUCUCCCCUCUUUCUCUCAUCUCCCCCCUGUUUCACUCAUGUCUCCCCUGCUUGUAUAACCUUUCCUCUGUUUCUUUCAUCUCUCCCCUCUUUCUCUAAUAUCCCCCCUGUUUCACUCAUGUCUCCCCUGUUUGUAUAACCUCUCCUCUGUUUCUUUCAUCUCUCCCCUCUUUCUCUUAUCUCCCCCCUGUUUCACUCAUGUCUCCCCUGCUUGUAUAACCUUUCCUCUGUUUCUUUCAUCUCUCCCCUCUUUCUCUCAUCUCCCCCCUGUUUCACUCAUGUGUCCCCUGCUUGUAUAACCUCUCCUCUGUUUCUUUCAUCUCUCCCCCCUUUCUCUCAGCUCCCCCCUUUUUCACUCAUCUCUCCCCUGUUUCUCUUAUCCUCUCCUCUGGUUCAUUCCUCUCUCCCCUGUUUCUCUAAUCUCCCCGCUGUUUCACUCAUCUCUCCCCUAUGUGUAUAACCUCUCCUCUGUUUCUUUCAUCUCUCCCCUCUUUCUCUUAUCUCCCCCCUGUUUCACUCAUGACUCCCCUUUUUGUAUAACGUCUCCUCUGUUUCUUUCAUCUCUCCCCUCUUUCUCUCAUCUCCCCCCUGUUUCACUCAUGUGUCCCCUGCUUGUAUAACCUCUCCUCUGUUUCUUGCAUCUCUCCCCUAUUUCUCUCAGCUCCCCCCUGUUUCACUUAUCUCUCCCCUGAUCCUCUUAUCCUCUCCUCUGGUUCAUUCCUCUCUCCCCUGUUUCUUUAAUCUCCCCCCUGUUUCAAUCAUGUCUCCCCUGUUUGUAUAACCUCUCCUCUGUUUCUUUCAUCUCUCCCCUCUUUCUCUCAUCUCCCCCCUGUUUCACUCAUGUCUCCCCUGCUUGUAUAACCUUUCCUCUGUUUCUUUCAUCUCUCCCCUCUUUCUCUCAUCUCCCCCCUGUUUCACUCAUGUGUCCCCUGCUUGUAUAACCUCUCCUCUGUUUCUUGCAUCUCUCCCCUAUUUCUCUCAGCUCCCCCCUGUUUCACUUAUCUCUCCCCUGAUCCUCUUAUCCUCUCCUCUGGUUCAUUCCUCUCUCCCCUGUUUCUUUAAUCUCCCCCCUGUUUCAAUCAUGUCUCCCCUGUUUGUAUAACCUCUCCUCUGUUUCUUUCAUCUCUCCCCUCUUUCUCUCAGCCCCCCCCUGUUUCACUCAGCUCUCCCCUGUUUCUCUUAUCAUCUCCUCUGGUUCAUUCCUCUCUCCCCUGUUUCUCUAAUCUCCCCCCUGUUUCACUCAUGUCUCCCCUGUUUGUAUAACUUCUCCUCUGUUUCUUUCAUCUCUCCCCUCUUUCUCUCAUCUCCCCCCUGUUUCACUCAUGUCUCCCCUGUUUGUAUAACUUCUCCUCUGUUUCUUUCAUCUCUCCCCUCUUUCUCUCAUCUCCCCCCUGUUUCACUCAUGUCUCCCCUGCUUGUAUAACCUUUCCUCUGUUUCUUUCAUCUCUCCCCUCUUUCUCUAAUAUCCCCCCUGUUUCACUCAUGUCUCCCCUGUUUGUAUAACCUCUCCUCUGUUUCUUUCAUCUCUCCCCUCUUUCUCUUAUCUCCCCCCUGUUUCACUCAUGUCUCCCCUGCUUGUAUAACCUUUCCUCUGUUUCUUUCAUCUCUCCCCUCUUUCUCUCAUCUCCCCCCUGUUUCACUCAUGUGUCCCCUGCUUGUAUAACCUCUCCUCUGUUUCUUUCAUCUCUCCCCCCUUUCUCUCAGCUCCCCCCUUUUUCACUCAUCUCUCCCCUGUUUCUCUUAUCCUCUCCUCUGGUUCAUUCCUCUCUCCCCUGUUUCUCUAAUCUCCCCGCUGUUUCACUCAUCUCUCCCCUAUGUGUAUAACCUCUCCUCUGUUUCUUUCAUCUCUCCCCUCUUUCUCUUAUCUCCCCCCUGUUUCACUCAUGACUCCCCUUUUUGUAUAACGUCUCCUCUGUUUCUUUCAUCUCUCCCCUCUUUCUCUCAUCUCCCCCCUGUUUCACUCAUGUGUCCCCUGCUUGUAUAACCUCUCCUCUGUUUCUUGCAUCUCUCCCCUAUUUCUCUCAGCUCCCCCCUGUUUCACUUAUCUCUCCCCUGAUCCUCUUAUCCUCUCCUCUGGUUCAUUCCUCUCUCCCCUGUUUCUUUAAUCUCCCCCCUGUUUCACUCAUGUCUCCCCUGUUUGUAUAACCUCUCCUCUGUUUCUUUCAUCUCUCCCCUCUUUCUCUUAUCUCCCCCCUGUUUCACUCAUGUCUCCCCUGCUUGUAUAACCUUUCCUCUGUUUCUUUCAUCUCUCCCCUCUUUCUCUCAUAUCCCCCCUGUUUCACUCAUGUCUCCCCUGUUUGUAUAACUUCUCCUCUGUUUCUUUCAUCUCUCCCCUCUUUCUCUCAUCUCCCCCCUGUUUCACUCAUGUCUCCCCUGCUUGUAUAACCUUUCCUCUGUUUCUUUCAUCUCUCCCCUCUUUCUCUAAUAUCCCCCCUGUUUCACUCAAGUCUCCCCUGUUUGUAUAACCUCUCCUCUGUUUCUUUCAUCUCUCCCCUCUUUCUCUCGUCUCCCCCCUGUUUCACUCAUGUCUCCCCUGCUUGUAUAACCUUUCCUCUGUUUCUUUCAUCUCUCCCCUCUUUCUCUCAUCCCCCCCCUGUUUCACUCAUGUCUCCCCUGCUUGUAUAACCUCUCCUCUGUUUCUUUCAUCUCUCCCCUCUUGCUCUCAUCCCCCCUAUUUCUGAGAACAAAUCUUGUCCGUAUAGAUAAGCCGCCCAGUGUCGCCCAUCUGGCAGCAAAUCACCCUUUCGUUUUCUUUCGCUGACUGUGUGCCCGAUAAUACUCACCUAAACAACGUCAAGUUGUGUCAUUUGGCGAAUGUCGCUCAGCCCAUGUGGGUUCCCUCGGCGACGUGCCAGUAGCAUUGGUGGUUCUGCUAGAGUUAAGGUAUGUUACCCCUCAAUCAUUACCGCCACGUGCCGAUUUCCCCGCUAAUGUCGAUUUUACCC
Molecule: messenger RNA, 4592 nt
Organism: Closterium sp. NIES-67
Lineage: Eukaryota; Viridiplantae; Streptophyta; Zygnematophyceae; Desmidiales; Closteriaceae
Source: the annotation of a GenBank genome assembly